Molecule: messenger RNA, 1869 nt
Organism: Erinaceus europaeus (western European hedgehog)
Lineage: Eukaryota; Metazoa; Chordata; Mammalia; Eulipotyphla; Erinaceidae
Product: 17-beta-hydroxysteroid dehydrogenase type 6
Exons: 4
Coding region: 410-1366 (318 amino acids)
Molecular function (GO): oxidoreductase activity
Source: RefSeq, a predicted model, not a curated record
CCCCACUGAUUGCUAAGAGGAGUGGGGGGAUGGGGGAAAGACCCAAGGUGUGGGGAGUCAAGAAUAUUAAUGCAUUGUAAUCUCCAAUCAGGCUGAGUUAGUUGUGUGACUCAGGUGGGGCUAACAGGUAUAUGGCCAGUGAGCACAGAUUGCAAAGGCAGUGAGGGGAAUGAGUGUAGCUGACCCUGAUACUUUCCUCUAAGGAAUAGGAAUUGGAUGGGCUCCUGUAGAAGAAGACCAAGAAGCAGAUGGAAACAUGAAAAUAGCAUUUCAGAAAGACUGUGAUACAGAGGGACACUGACAACUGCUCACUGAGCAGCUUGAGAGAGACUGCAGACACAGAUUCCUGGCUGAGGAGCAGAGACUCUUUUUGACCACUGGCUGUCCCUCUCUGUCUGUCCUGCAAAGCAUGUGGCUGCUGUGCAUGGUGGCCCUGGUGGGCCUGUACCACCUCGUGCGCUGGCACCGAGAGAGGCAGGUGGUGAGCCAGCUGCGAGACAAGUACGUCUUCAUCACGGGCUGUGACUCGGGCUUCGGCAACCUGCUGGCCAGGCAGCUGGACCUGCGAGGCUUGAGGGUGCUGGCGGCAUGUCUGACGGAGAAGGGGGCUGAGCAGCUGAGGGACCAGACUUCAGACAGGCUGGAGACGGUCAUCCUGGAUGUCACCAAGUCAGAGAGCAUCGCUGAGGCCACCCAGUGGGUGAAGGACCGAGUGGGUGACAGAGGACUCUGGGGCCUGGUUAACAAUGCAGGCAUUUUCCACCCAGUUGGCUAUUCUGAGUGGCUGAAGAUGGAGACCUAUGUGAAUAUCUUGAAAGUUAACCUUGUUGGUUUGGUGGAGGUGACUUUGAGCAUGCUUCCCUUGGUGAGGAGAGCAAGGGGGAGGAUUGUCAAUGUCUCCAGCAUCUUGGGAAGAAUUGCUUUCUUUGGUGGAGGAUACUGUAGCUCCAAGUAUGGAGUAGAAGCCUUUUCAGAUGUUCUGAGGCGUGAACUUAGACACUUUGGCGUGAAAGUCAGCAUUGUUGAACCUGGAUACUUCAAAACUGGAAUGACAAAAUUGGAGAAUUACCUGGAAAAAAUGAAUCAGAACUGGGAAGAAGUCCCUGAGUCUAUUAAGGAAUCCUAUGGACAGCAUUUUUUUGAUACCUGUCAAAAUAAUCUGAGGCAAGGACUGUUGAGUUGUAGCCCAAAUCUAUACCUGGUCACGGACUGCAUGGAACACGCUCUGACAUCUGUGCAUCCCCGCACCCGAUAUGCGGCUGGCUGGGAUGCUCAGUUUUUGUUCAUCCCUCUUUCUUACUUACCCACAUCACUGGCAGACUACAUAUUGACUAGAUCUUGGCCUAAGCCAGCCCAGGCAGUCUAAAGAAAUGUGGGCUUGAAAUGCAUCACUGAGAUCUCAUUUAAUCCUUACCUGGAGCCUAAAUGUUUAUAACAAACUUUCUUACCUAAACUGACAUCUAACAAAAGAUGUCAAUUUAAAGUAACAUAUUUCUUCCCCCUCCCCAUUUUUUGUUGCUCUUGUUGUGGCUGUUAUUAUUGUUGUUGUUGGAUACAUAGAACAGAGAGAAAUCAAGAGAAGAGGGGAAGACUGAGUGGAGGAGAGAUAGACACCUGCAGACCUGCUUCACCGCUUGUGAAACGACCACCCCCCCCAGCAGGUGGGGAGCCCAGGGCUUGAAUGGGGAUCCUUAAACUGGUCCUUGUGCAUUGCGCCAUGUGCGCUUAACCUGCUACACUGUCGCCCAGCCCCCAAGUAACAUAUUUCUUAAACUAAAUGCUAGAUGUAAAGUUGUAGAUGUUAACUAGCAUUUGCUAUGCUACACAUACCCAAGCAUGUAAUAAUGAAAAUAAAAUAAUAUAAAUCAA